GAGAGGCGGGCGGGCGCCGGGAGCUGGAGGAGGAGCGGCAGCCGCCGCCACCGCCGCCGCCAUAGAGACUGUAGCCGUGGAGACUGUUACUUACCAACGGGGACCAACACGCAGCAGCCGCCACCGACGCCGCGGGAGCCGUUGCCCGAACUCCCGGCCGGAACUCCAGCUCGUGGUCUUUCUUGGGUCCUGGACAUCAUGAAUGAUAUGUUGGAGAGUCUCUGGAUUCUGCUGUGUUCCCCUCGAUGGCAUUUAACUUGGCUGGACUCAAACUCUGCCCCUCCUGCAUGCUGCUGAAGUUACCCGCUUCCUGGCUACAGACGGGAACAGAGUGGUGCACAGUGGGCAAAGGACUGGUUUAAAACGGUCAGAGAAAACCAUAAACAAGAGACCUCGAUUAAGCAGAUUCCAGCAGGAUAAUUCCAAAGAACUGAGCAUGCAGAAUUCAGAGGGUGGAUCGGAUUCGCCGGCUUCCGUGGCUCUGUGUCCCUCGUCGGCAGCCCAGGCGCCUGUGGCCCAGCCUGUGCCAGCCUCGCCGCAGAGGGUGUUGGUCCAGGCAGCAGGCUCGGCUCCCAAGGGGGCUCAGAUGCAGCCCAUCUCCCUCCCCAGAGUGCAGCAGGUGCCACAGCAGGUCCAGCCCGUGCAGCACGUGUAUCCCCCCCAGGUGCAGUACGUGGAAGGGGGGGACGCCGUCUACACCAACGGAGCCUUGCGGACGGCGUACGCCUACAACCCAGAACCCCAGAUGUACGCCCCCAGCAGCUCCGCGUCGUACUUCGAGGCCCCGGGCGGUGCCCAGGUGACCGUGGCAGGCUCCUCCCCGACCGCAGUCCCUGCCCACAGCAUGGUGGGCAUCACCAUGGAUGUUGGGGGCAGCCCCAUCGUCUCCAGCGCGGGAGCCUACCUCAUCCACGGGGGCAUGGACGGCACCCGGCACUCCCUGGCGCACACAUCCCGCUCGUCACCUGCUACGCUCCAGUGGCUCUUGGAUAAUUACGAAACCGCGGAAGGCGUGAGUCUCCCCAGAAGUUCGCUCUACAACCACUACCUUCGCCACUGCCAGGAACACAAGCUGGACCCCGUGAACGCGGCCUCCUUUGGGAAGCUGAUCCGCUCCGUGUUCAUGGGCUUGAGGACGCGGCGGCUGGGUACCAGGGGCAACUCCAAGUAUCAUUACUACGGGAUCCGUCUGAAGCCAGACUCUCCCCUGAACCGGCUGCAGGAGGACACGCAGUACAUGGCCAUGCGGCAGCAGCCUGUGCAUCAGAAGCCCAGGUACCGGCCAGCCCAGAAGACGGACAGCCUUGGGGAGAGCGGCUCGCACGGCAGCCUGCACGGCACACCUGAGCAUGCCAUGGCUGCCCAGAGCCAACACCACCAGCAGUACAUCGAUGUGUCCCACGUCUUCCCGGAGUUCCCGGCGCCCGACCUGGGCAGCGUCCUGCUGCAGGAGAACAUCACGCUGCACGACUUCAAGGCCCUUCAGCUGGCCUACCGGCGGCACUGCGAGGCCACUUUAGAUGUCGUGAUGAACCUCCAGUUCCACUACGUUGAGAAGCUGUGGCUUUCCUUCUGGAAUUCUAAAGCCUCCUCCAGCGACGGCCCUGCCUCUCUACCUGCCAGUGACGAGGAGCCGGAGAGCGCCGUCCUCCCCAAGGACAAGCUGGUAUCUCUGUGCAAGUGCGACCCCGUGCUCAGGUGGAUGAGGACCUGCGACCACAUCCUGUACCAGGCGCUGGUGGAGAUCCUCAUCCCAGACGUGCUGCGGCCCGUGCCCAGUACCCUGACACAGGCCAUCCGCAAUUUUGCCAAGAGCUUGGAAGGCUGGUUGACAAACGCCAUGAGUGAUUUCCCACAGCAGGUCAUCCAGACCAAGGUCGGCGUGGUCGGCGCCUUCGCGCAGACCCUGCGGCGCUACACGUCGCUCAACCACCUGGCGCAGGCAGCCCGGGCAGUGCUGCAGAACACGGCGCAGAUCAGCCAGAUGCUCAGCGACCUCAACCGCGUGGACUUCGCCAACGUGCAGGAGCAGGCCUCUUGGGUGUGCCAGUGCGAGGAGGCCGUGGUGCAGCGGCUGGAGCAGGACUUCAAGCUGACCCUGCAGCAGCAGAGCUCCCUGGACCAGUGGGCCAGCUGGCUGGACAACGUAGUCACGCAGGUCCUGAAGCAGCACGCGGGCAGCCCCAGCUUCCCAAAGGCUGCGCGGCAGUUCCUGCUGAAAUGGUCCUUCUACAGCUCCAUGGUGAUCCGCGACCUCACGCUGCGCAGCGCUGCCAGCUUUGGCUCCUUCCACCUCAUCCGGCUGCUCUACGACGAGUACAUGUUCUACCUGGUGGAGCACCGCGUCGCCGAGGCCACUGGGGAGACGCCCAUUGCCGUGAUGGGAGAGUUCAACGAUCUUGCCUCCCUGUCGCUGACACUGCUCGACAAAGAUGACCUCAGCGAGGACCGUGGAGGCAGCGAGGCCCGUUCGGAGGCCCGAGGCCGGGGCGAGCCCCUGGUGAAGCGGGAGCGCAGCGACCCCAACCACCCGCUGCAGGGCGUCUAGCUGGGCCGCGCUGCCCCGGCUCCAGGUCCCAGAGCUCCGCCGCGGUAGUGCCUCCUGGAUGAAGUGACCUUUACUCUGAGUGCCGGGGCCCCCGGGCCAGGGUGCCCUUAAAGGACACGCUCUCCCUCAAGAGGAAAACCGUUGCGCGCACGGCCGAGGCUCAGCUGGGGCGCCCAGACCCCUUUUCCUUCUUCUGAAUGUUCUUUCCCCCACCACAAACAUCCGCCUCCAGAGCUGGAAGGGGCUGUGCUGAGCGAGUCGCUACCUCCACUUUGGGCAUCUCCCCCUGCCAGCUGGUUCCAAUUUUCACCCUGAUUUGAAAAAACUCUGGCGGGUCCCGGGGAGGAAGGGAUGUCCCACAGCCGUUGGGCAGCGCCAAGCUGGCCAUGUCCCUGCAGCCCCCCUCAGGCCCUGUGGUGGGGAGAGGCCAUCUCGGUCCUCUCCCCGUGGCUUCCUGCCCUGCCUGCCGCCAGGCGCCCCGUCUCUAGACCCCAAAGGGAUCAGAAGCAACCGCCAAUUGCGUCCCUGGACAGCACGCAGCCCACGGCCCCACAUGGCUCAAAGAACAAGUCACCGAAGCAGGCCCGCUCAUGCCAAGACAUGGUGGAGCCUUUCAAAAUCAAACCCAGAAGCUUGAUCAGCAACCAGAAGGACUGGGGAUCUGUCUAGGUUCACAGCCAACGUCAAGUUAAACUGUGAGGUCUGGAAUGAGUUUGUUCCAAGGGGGCCAGGAGGUCAGGGUCUCCGCUGCGCCUUCCGAGGGCAGCCAUCCUGCCAAGUCUGCACGAACAGCCGUGCCUGAGCCCCGCUCCACAGAACCUUCCAGAAUGUCUGCCUUUGAAGUAGCGAUCCCAGAGCACUGUGACCCCGGUAGUUCCCAUCUUGAACUGCUCAGGGUCCAAACUCUUCUCUGGGGACAGACGAAUCCCAAGGGCUGUCCCAGCCCUGACCUCGAAACUCUCCGGAUCUGUGUCCCUCGUAACAUGUUGCACCAGUAAGCCCUGUGCCAGAGUUCUGCUCCCGAAGCAGCUGCAAAGAAGAAAGACAAACCUCUGGUCUAAGAAGCAUCAGCUUCUCAAAUGCAAUAAUUUCUCCUUUUGGAAAUAUGUUCAUACAAAUAGUUUUGUGCUCUGUUAUUAGAACAUUCCUUAUGAAUGUGUAUAUCGCAGUAUAUUCAGUCCCCCGUGUUGUUUUCUCAUUCAUGCAGAAGGUACUAAUGUAAACUCACGAGGCCUUUAAAAACCCUACUUCUCGACAAGCAGGAGCGCUGUGCAUCCCUGGCACCCGCAGGUGCCUGGGGAGAGCAGCAGGGAAGGACGAGAAAUCUCAUUUUAAGAAACCAAAAGCCCGUCAUGAUCACAACGUGCGUGUGGUCUUAAAGUUGCAGACUCAGAUGAACUCAGACAGAAGGAAUGUCUCUAAAGCUACAUCUCCUUUCCUGGGAGACGUUCAAGCUCACGACUCCUGGAUUGUGAUGCCUGCCUUUUCUUCCACAUUUCUGCCUUAUGCUCUGUCUAGUCCUUUGCCGGAUUCUGCGAGGAGGAAUAUAAAUGACAGUAAAGACACCAGCCUUCCGAGCCCGUUCUCGUUUCCCGUUGCAAUAAACACACUGAACGUGCCCGUUGUGGGUCAC
Messenger RNA from Mesoplodon densirostris (Blainville's beaked whale), 4181 nucleotides. It is a transcript of the gene RFX2, whose product is annotated as regulatory factor X2. Gene Ontology annotation, biological process: regulation of transcription by RNA polymerase II. The record is from RefSeq and is a predicted model, not a curated record. Lineage: Eukaryota; Metazoa; Chordata; Mammalia; Artiodactyla; Ziphiidae. The transcript is spliced from 19 exons. Bases 437 to 2548 code for a protein of 703 amino acids. Gene Ontology annotation, molecular function: DNA-binding transcription factor activity, RNA polymerase II-specific; RNA polymerase II cis-regulatory region sequence-specific DNA binding. Gene Ontology annotation, cellular component: nucleus.